UAAACGAAAGAAAAAUGUAUAUAUUUAUCAUUCCGACGUACUAAGUACGUCAGUUUCAUCAAAUCGUUGACUAUUGUCACUUCCAUGUAAUACAAUGGAAAUUCGAAUUUUAUUAUUCUUUUUUCUUCUAUCUUUUCUUAUAACCGAUGAUGUUAACGCAAAGAAAAUUGGAUUCUCUUUCUCGCGAGGUUUCUCGUCGCGAGGUUCCUCAUCGCGAGGUUCCUCGUCGCGAGGUUCCUCAUCGCGAGGUUCCUCAUCGCGAGGUUCCUCAUCGCGAGGUUCCUUGUCGACCGGUUUCUCGUCACGAGGCUCGUCAUCGCAUUCCUCGAGCGGGCAUACUUCAUUUGGAUCUAGUUCAAGCUCUACUAGCUAUGGAAGUUCAGCAGGGCGUAAAUUAGGAUCAAGCUCGACCGGAACUUUAUCAAAUCCGACUUCACAUCAGCAGAAUAAAGACAUGUCCACAUCUAUUUUACAUGCUGAACGAGGAGGUGCUAGUAGACCUCUUCAAACAAAUUCCGCACAAUCAUCUAGUCAACCAUUGGUACCUCAUAGCAAUGCAGGAACUAACUCUGGGAGUCAAUUAGGAAAACCAGGUUUGGUAACAGAGAAUAAACAAACUGCUGUACCAUUUAAUCCAUCAGCACCCUAUAAUCCAUCAGCACCGUAUAAUCCAUCUGCACCAUAUAAUCCAUCAGCUCCAUCAGCUGAUCAUUUAUCAAAAGUUAAUGUGGUACCUUCGCAAAGUCAUGUUUCGACAUCUCUUGGUCAACCAAAUGCGCCCUACAAUCCGUCACAUGGAACUUUACAUAAUAAUCCUUCGUGGAGCAAUCCGCAUUUCAAUCCAAGCCAAUCACAUCCGACUCCUACUAAUAUCGGAUUCAAAGAUCAUCUACGUCCAACUUCAAUGCCCUUUCCUUCGUAUACUCCCGUUCCGCCUUAUCCACGUAUAACUAAUCCUAUUUCUGGUUCCAAUCCUCCUUAUCCAAUUCAUUCUAUGAAUCAACCUCAUUCCACAUACAAUCCUAGCCAUUUAAUUCCCAGUCAAAUCGGACAUCCUUCUAGUUACCCAGCGCAUAUUCCACCACCUGUACCAGGUACAUUCGGAAAUCCUUACUCUACGCAUCCGGUUGGUGGGACAUAUGGUCCAGCCGGACAUAGCUACUAUCCUCAACAACACGUUCUGGCGCAACCGGCGGCGCAACCAUAUAUACCUGGACAAACCGUCAUAAUGGUUCCUGGUCAGCAAGACAGCGGUAGAGGCUUCGGUCAGAUGGUGAAAGAGGCACUCGUGUUUUCCACUAUUAACGCUGGCGUGAAUAGGCUAAUAAAUCCGCAUCAUCAUUACGUACCUGAUUAUAGCAGACCAGCGAGCCCUAGUACAACUGCGAGCGAAACGCAUAUAACUUAUAAUAAUCAUUAUUUUAACACUGCUCCUCCAGGCAAUACUCCUUCGGUACCAGCUUCGCCGAAUGUACCUCAGGGAAAUGUCCCAAUUACAUAUCCGGCUAAUUAUCCAAAUCCGGUGUACAAUCCGGCUAUUACUCCGGGUAUAUCAAUUCCUACGAUUACCGGGAACAACGGUAGCGUAGUAUAUCCAGCUAGUAAUGACUCUUCUGUGAAUACGGCGAAUACUAACAAUAUGGGAGGUCCUCCUAACAGAUUUCCCGCUGGUAACACAAUAAAUGAUCAAAAAGGACCCGAUCAAGAAACAACCAUUUAUUCUCCUCAAUACAAAAUAUCAGACAAUGAUCUAUUGAUGUUGACUGAAGAGUUGUUUGCGAAACAAGAAAUCAAUAUAUCGAAAUACUUGACAAUCUAUCUUCAGAAUAAAUCCGAAAAUGUAACCGAUAUAGCUAAAGCACCAUUAGUUUACGCAGAACCAGAGGUCUACGAUUAUCCGACAAUCCUUGUUAUUCGAGCGCUCUAUGACAAUUACGAGCACAAUUCCACUGUGAAAGAAAAUCGAACGCUUGAAAAACGAAAGAAAGAGGAUCUUCUGUUGGACGUGUUUAUGAGCACGAAUGUAUUAACUAGAGCUAUGCAAUGGUUGUCAGAUCGAGGUUUUAUGGAUCCGGAUGACUUCGAAAAAAAGGACACUCUGCGACAUAUCUGGUUUAGUCAAUUCGACGGCGCCACUUCAGGUUUCGAGCGAGUAUUCACAUCUGAAAGAUACGGCGCGGAUCUUCUUGGUGUGCAAGAUUGGAUCUAUUUUAAUUAUCAAGAAUCGAAGGGACGUAUUGAUUACAUGGGAUAUGUCGAUACCUUGAAACUCGGCGAUAGAGCCUCGUUAUUGAAGUUAAAUUUUAAAAUGGAUGAUAUUAUUAGACCGAACGCGACGAUAUUCAUGGGCACGCUUCCCGAGCUCGAAAUGUCCUUAUAUACUAUAUGCUUUUAUGCCAGACCGAAUGAUCUAUGUCCCGUUUCUCUUGGUGGAACUAAGUUUAAUAUUUUCACGCAUUCAUUUAGAUAUUUUGGGAAAGACCUCAUAGAUCUUGCGCUUCCAAUUUUUUAAUUCUAUAUUAUAUAACUAAAUAUGCGCCAACGUGAUAAUAGAAAUUAUCGAAUAUAUAUAAUAAUAUAUAUAAUGUAUGGGUAUAAUUUUAAAAUAAAAUAAAUAUAAUAUACUAAUGUAAAAAUUAUUGAAAUAUGAAUAAGAAAAUAAAUUUUUAUUAAUA
Molecule: messenger RNA, 2675 nt
Organism: Cataglyphis hispanica
Lineage: Eukaryota; Metazoa; Arthropoda; Insecta; Hymenoptera; Formicidae
Product: endoribonuclease CG2145-like
Exons: 8
Coding region: 95-2512 (805 amino acids)
Molecular function (GO): RNA endonuclease activity
Source: RefSeq, a predicted model, not a curated record